Aureobasidium musti is the source of this 756-nucleotide messenger RNA. Lineage: Eukaryota; Fungi; Ascomycota; Dothideomycetes; Dothideales; Saccotheciaceae. The record is from the annotation of a GenBank genome assembly.
AUGAGACCUUCCGCCCUCGUUGUUUUGUUCUCGGUUUUCACCAGCCUCGUCGGUGCCAGCAUCGCUGCUAAGGGAGACCAGACUGUGGCGAUCUAUUAUGCUUACAGUCUCGAAUGGCUUGCUAAGAACAAGAAUCCAAGAUAUGUGCCCGCUUUCGCUAAGCUAUGCCAUGAGGAUCAUGACUGUAGUACAUUCGCAAAAUUCUUAGAAACGAAUAUGAGAGGCAAGCCGCUCCAGAAGGCUAAGAAUACUCUCAUUCUCAGAACUGGCGGGCCUCUCGACACCAACAAUCCUGGCGACGAAGCAGCAAAAGCAUAUUCAGAAUCUAUUUUAAGCGGAGCCUUCGACAACGAAAAGAUGUAUGGCCCUGAAACUCCAGUUCAGGAAAAAUUUGGCGUGAUGGCCACGAGGAUUAGCGACAUCGUACACCGCGCAAGAAUCUCCCUUAACGGUCAAGGACAAGACACAAUUGACAAAAUCGCCCAUCACUUCGAGAAAGUCCUUUCGCCCGACAAGGUCGCGCAGGUCGAAAGAGCCCAUGGUAUCAAAGUCCAAUUAAUGGCAGACAACCCCAACGAAAUUGACUGGCUCGCCACAUACAAGGCCAAUCCCAAUCUGGCAAGAGACGAAAAAACCCAGGGCAAAGUAAUUGAGACUCUCAACAAUUUCGAAAAGGACGUCAAGCAACCACACGAGGCCGCCAUUCAAGCAGGUAUCGAUCUCGUCAAACGACUGGAUGCGCCGCUUUCUUGUUGA